AUGUCGAUCGUAAAAAGACCCACCAUCAAGAAUCGCAGGAUAUCCUCGUCGCCCUCUCCGCCAGGAAGUCCACACCCUGCUUAUGACCCUAUUCGGAUGGAACCGGUCGAUCGUCUGGGCCUCACUUCUGCUGCAGUACCUCUCUCUAUCAAACAGGUCGACCUCGACGGAUAUGACAUCGUCCCUCCGGUGCCUGCAUACUACAACACCUUCGAGCUACCCCGCUCCAGCUUCUACAGCCUCCAAGAGCUUCAGGACGACAUUGCCAAGGCCAUCUCGGCACAAAACGGUUUCCCUCAUCGUCGUGUGGAAGCAAAGCGCGACUUCUAUUUCAAGCUCUCGGCCCACUACAGACGCCAUACGGAUGAGAAGCGCCAGGACGUGCGGGUCACUGCGCAGAAUUGGGAUGAGCUGAGGCUACUGCUGUUGAGUGAUGAGGUGCACGUCGCGUGCUUCUCUGUUCUGUGGUGGAAGAAGACUACAGGGCAGCAAAGAGCUGAUCGCGCCGAGUUGGGUCGCAGUUUGGCUUGCUGUGUUAUGCAGUAG
Aureobasidium pullulans EXF-150 is the source of this 546-nucleotide messenger RNA. RefSeq lists its product as uncharacterized. NCBI's taxonomy places the organism in Eukaryota, Fungi, Ascomycota, Dothideomycetes, Dothideales, Saccotheciaceae. The record is from RefSeq and is a predicted model, not a curated record. The coding region runs from base 1 to 546 and encodes 181 amino acids. The transcript has a single exon.